AUGUCCAAGCUCUUCUGUCUUGAAAUUCUUCAAAACAUGGCGUUAAUUUGAGUUUUUCUAAUUGAUUUCAUUUUAAAUUUAACUUAUUAACUAAAUAUCUGAUUUGGAUGGUAAUCAUUGAUAUUUUCAAGAGAAAGUUUUCUACCUGAGCCCACGUGACCUCAGUAACUUUUUUUCGUGAUUGCUACAGAAAAUUGAAAGUGAAUGUUUUUAUGGAAUGAUGGUGGAUAAAAUCCGUAAUGGUGUUCUUGUGUAAUUGAUUAAAUUAACAAUUAUGGAUCUAGACAGUGAAGACCAAGCGCUUCAGGCUGUUUUAGGUCGAGAAGAUUUCAGCGGGAUAGAUAACGAAGCCCUUGAUUUCACUGAUUUAGAAGAUUAUUUAAAUAACGACAGUGAUAAAACUGGCAGCUAUUUUCAAAAUGAAUUAGUUGGCAGCGAUCUGAAGAUAUGUGAAUAUCCAACUAAAUCUCAGAAAACAGUAGCUGCUUUGAAUGCAAAUUUCACUCGCCUCGCCAGCAACCAUUGCCCCAAUGGAAAUCAAACCAUUCAACCUUUGAUCAUCGGAAGUCUACCCAGUAGGGAGAUAAAUUCCAUACCACGACUAAAUCAUUCUGUUUAUAAAGCAAAUCAGAACAUCAAUGUAAACCUUCCAGAUAGUCCACCCGAUUCUGGGUCUGAACCAGCUCUUUCACCGGUGCAUACAGAUAAUUCUUUGAAUGGAAACGAAGGAAAUCCACAGAUUACUACAAUGAUGCAGGCUUCAGGUGAUAUGAAGUAUAUGGGUUACAGCAAUACUCAGCCACUGAAGCAUUUGUCAGAAACCUCCCUGACGAUGACGCCUCCCCUACAAAUGCCUACACAGGCUGUCCAAGCUUCAAUACCCCAACACUCAAAUGUAUCUCAAACUUUAUCAGCUGUGCCAAGUCAAAGCGCUUCAGUUGGCUCCAUGCUCAGUCAUUUGCAACAUCCCAUCACAAACACACUCGCAUCUGGGCUUGGUUUGCAGCAACAACCACUCGGCCCACAUACACCUCAUUUAACCUCCUUGUAUGACAGCAAUGACGAUUUUCUCUGUGAUAGUCUAGACAGUAGUAGCAACAGUCAUAAGAAAAGAAAACUGACUGAAAACCAUAAAAAUGUAGUAAAUAGCAAUCUUCUGAAUGGCAUGAUGAAUGUCAAGCAAGAAGCUGGUGGAAUAUCUCCCGAACCUCACACAAAUACUCCUGUUUUAUCCACAACUGAUGAUGAAUACAGCUUUGAUUUCAGUGGUCCAGAUGGGUCUGGAAUGUUCUUAGACUCUGCAUAUCAGUGCAUAAGAUUUCAGCCUUUCCAACAGAAUACGUGGGCCAUCUUGUGCGAUCACACUCUGAAAGAACUCCCUCCGCCAAACUUCAGGGUGGAUGCAGAUAAAGGUUUUAACUUCAGCAAUGCAGACGAUGCUUUUGUUUGCCAAAAGAAGAAUCACUUCCAAGUUACUGUUCAUGUUCAACCAGUAGGGGAACCGCGAUAUGUAAAGACACCUGAAGGAGUGAAAAAAAUCGAUCAUUUCUUUUUGAAUUUUAAUGGUGCAAAAGUUGAAUCACCAAAUCAGACAAUCAAAGUAGAACAGUCACAAUCUGAUCGAAGUAAAAGACCUUUUCACCCUGUGCGUUUGGACCUAGUUCCAGAUCAAGUAUCAAAAACAACUGUUGGUCGCCUGCACUUUAGUGAAACAACAUCUAAUAACAUGAGGAAAAAAGGGAAACCAAAUCCAGAUCAAAGAUAUUUCUAUUUGGUUGUUAGUUUGUGUGUUGCUUCUGGUGAUCUCAAUUACACUAUUGUGGCACAUGCAUCAGAAAGAAUUAUUGUCAGAGCUUCAAACCCUGGACAGUUUGAAAAUGACAUGGAAUUAUCCUGGCAAAGAGGUCAAUCUGCUGAUUCCAUUUAUCAUGCUGGCCGAGUUGGCAUCAAUACUGACCGACCAGAUGAAGCUCUUGUAAUUCAUGGCAAUUUAAAAGUUACAGGCCAUAUAGUACAACCUUCAGAUGCCCGUGCAAAAACAAAUGUUCAAGAAGUCGAUACAAAAGAACAGCUAAAAAAUGUGGCAAAUAUGAGGAUAGUACGAUAUGAGUACCGACCAGAAUUUGCUAAGCACAUUGGCCUGGGAGAAGAAAAUCGCACAAGUACAGGUGUCAUUGCUCAGGAAGUACAAACGCUUAUUCCAGAAGCAGUCCAAGAGGCUGGUGAUAUUGUGCUACCAGAUGGGCAACAUAUACAAAAUUUCCUUGUUGUAAAUAAAGAACGCAUUUUUAUGGAAAAUAUUGGAGCUGUAAAAGAACUCUGCAAAGUUACAGACAAUUUAGGGACUCGUAUUGAUGAACUUGAAAAAGUAAACAAAAAACUUGCGAGUCAAAGACUUAAGAGACUUGACAGCUUGAAAUCAACAUCCAGUGGUAGCACAGUUACUAGUCAUGGUGGCUCACUUAAAUCAUCCAAAAAGUUCUCUCACCAUCAUUAUCAAUAUCGAAGUGCUCCUUCAAAACGAUUAUGUGGGAAAGAGCAAUUCUUUUGCAAUAGAUUCUAUUUCCAAAUCCUUGUAGUCAUUUUAAUCUUCAUUAUGGCCUUUUGUGUUGUAGCAAUGGCCUCAUUGUAUUUUUUCGAGUGGAGUAACCGACAAGUUCCUAACAAUCCAGUGAUUAUCAGAGAGAGAACUUUUUUCAAUGUAACUAAUGUAAAAGAAAUAUCUCCACAACCGUUCCUUGAAUUGGAAAAAUCGAAAUCAAGUAUUGAAAAUUCUAUAGCUGUUCAAGAUAAUAGAAAAGAAACCAGAAUUUUGGAUAUUAAUAGAACCGUUCCAAAUCGAAGAAUAGACAUUGGGAAAUAUACGACUCCUUAUCCUGGAAUUUCAUCAUUGAUGACAUCUCGUUAUUACCAAAACCGUUAUCCAACAUUUGUUCCUAUUUUGAAACCGAGAGUAAUUGGAACCCCUAACCAUUGUCGUUUCCCACAAAGGCAAAACAUACAUUGUGAUGUUCAUUGCUGCUCUCUAACCGAAUCUUUGCAAGCAUCAAAUCUAGAUAACAGUGAUGAACUCUCUUAUCCCAUUAUCCCUAAAUUGGAAUCCGCUUUGCAUUUAUAUGAUUUCAAUGAACCUGAACUGAAUGAAGAUAGCCCAGUGGAAAAAGAUGUCUAUGACUCCCGCUUGGACAUGAACUCGUCCCCAUCACCAACAGAAGCUGAUUACAGUAACAAGCAAGCCUCCAGCACGCCACAACCACUGCCUUCAAAAAAUGAUCAUCCUGUGCAUCAGAAUCAAAUCAGACAAACCAGAGACCCAAUAAAUUCACAACGUAUGAAACUUAUUAGCGAAAAAAAUGCAACUGAUGAAUCAAACAGUGCAGAAGUAGGGAAAAUAGGGCUUCCGAAUCAGUUGGAUCAGAAAUUAAAAAAUAUUUUAAAGAAUGAUAAGGUCUUGCUGGCUGCUGUAGAGGCUGAAAAACGGAUACGUAGAGGAACUAAACCUUUCUCAAGAAAAGACCUACCAAAAGCGAUUGAGUCAUUGAGAUUAUUGGAAAUCAAUACUACUCUUGGACAUGGAUAUUGUAAUACUCUUCAAUGUGCUCAUCGGACCGGUCCUCGAUUUAGUUACUUGAUUCCAGUUUCCAAGUAUAUGGUAGAGGAAUACAUCACAUUACAGUUCAAUCUUGCAGUGCCUUUAAUAGUAGACCACUGUCAACCUGAUGAUAAACCUGUUGCUUGUCCUGUACCACAAAGUGGAGCUGGGGAUCUCCCACAUGAUUAUAUUAGAGAUCAGAAUCUGACAGAAGAGGUGGAUCCUAGUUGGAGGCUUCCUGUUGGUCUCUAUUUAAGAAGCACCUACAGAUUCAGAGUUCAGACCAGGACUGUUGUUUCUGAUACUCCUUGUUCUCUUCCUGCUACUGAGUUAGGCUACUCUUUUAUAGAAUUUAUUCUAGUAUUUCAAAGGACAUGUGAUAAAUAACUAUCUCAUUUUCUAAAAACCUGAAGAAAACCAUGCUGAAGUAGAGAAGCUUCUGAAUUCUACUGUAAAUGUGCCAUUAAGUACUCUUUGCAAUUUAACAAAACAUUAACAUUUACUCAAUAAAUGCUCGAUACUUUUUUUUCCCUGAAAUGAAAGGAAGCAAUGAACCAAAUCUAACUUAAAACAUGACUGUUGUCAAGUUUUCAUCUUUUUUAAAGUGACACUGAUUGGACACAAUUUCAUGCCGCAAAUCCUUUGUAAAGAUCUUGCAUCAGAAAAAUGCUACUGAAUCUAUUGACUUGCAAUAAAAACUGCAUUUGACUUAAAGGAAAAGAUUGCUCUGCUUUUUUUCCCCACAAUUUUAAAUGUAAGAUAAAACUGAAAAGAGAGGUGUACCAUGUCAGCACAAAUUUGAAGUCAUCGAUGACACAUUCCACCUUAAGAAUCUCAUCUGAUAGAAGUGAAGAAAAGAACCUUUUGUGAUACUGUUUGUGAAUGUCUUCAUUGUGAAUACAACAUAGAAAUGUUUUUAAUUUUACUUUAAUAAUGGGUUUUAAUAUGGGAUUUGUGCCUUUAUGUACAGUUUUAAAUAUCUUUUUAUCUAAAUAUGUCAUUAUGUAAUGUGAAAGUAGUUUAUAUAAUACAUUAGUUUUUUAACAUAUUUUUUUAAAAUCAGAUGAAUUUAAAUAUAAGAAUUUCAUAUCGAUUGUAUAUCAGAUAGUUUUUAAUAUAUUCACUGUGUAUAUCAAUAAAUGGUCUAAGCAUUUUUAAAACUGCACAAGAAUCGUUUAAAAAUCAUUUUUUGUGCUUUUUGUUGUAAAUUUAAAUAUAUAUAAAUGAGAAGAUAGUACUUGUUAUGUGGUGCACAAUUUGUUUUAAUCAAAAAGAGAGAAUCAUGUAGCUUAUAUUGUAACAAUUUUCCAUUCGUUCAUUUUCUUAAGAGUAUUAUUACUGGCAUCUGUUUUAUUUUUGUUUAGAGCUUAAACAGAAAGUAAUUAUUCUCUUACUUCCAUGUGAUAAAGUCAAU
Molecule: messenger RNA, 5006 nt
Organism: Argiope bruennichi
Lineage: Eukaryota; Metazoa; Arthropoda; Arachnida; Araneae; Araneidae
Product: myelin regulatory factor-like
Exons: 24
Coding region: 275-3979 (1234 amino acids)
Biological process (GO): positive regulation of DNA-templated transcription; protein autoprocessing
Cellular component (GO): nucleus; endoplasmic reticulum membrane
Molecular function (GO): DNA-binding transcription factor activity; sequence-specific DNA binding
Source: RefSeq, a predicted model, not a curated record